Molecule: messenger RNA, 2993 nt
Organism: Paralichthys olivaceus (Japanese flounder)
Lineage: Eukaryota; Metazoa; Chordata; Actinopteri; Pleuronectiformes; Paralichthyidae
Source: RefSeq, a predicted model, not a curated record
AUGCUCGGCGGACCGUGAAGCGUAACCAGCAGAGGAGGGGGACAAAGACGGACAUAGCGGGACAAAAUGAGACAGAUAGAAACCUAAAAAACGCAACAACAAGAAAACAUCGGGAUGCGUGGAUCGGUGUUUAUAAAAGUGGCAGAGCUGCACGCGAAGAGGAUUGACAUGCGUCCCGGAAUCACUGCUGCUGCCGCCGAGCUGUUUCUCUCUUUUGCAGCCACGCGUGGUAAUUUCCCCGAGUCAGAUCCUGACUCCACCAGGAGCACCCAAACCCAACCAAUGCGCAGGUUUGAGGAUCACCUCUAAAUUAUGUGCGGUUGUAACAAACUGAUUACAAAAGAAACUCAUGGAAUACUUGUGUGAACUUCAUUCUGCGGAAUCGAGUGUGUGAAUUGCCCCUGUCCCCUAAUGUGCUGGUGGAGAAAGUGCACGUAACCGAACUAGAACUCCAUCCAAGCAUGAAAUGUUGGUGCAGCGCCCUGGCACUUCUCCCAUGGGUGCUGGUGGCCAUAGACGCUCAGCUUAUCUGCUGGCAGGCGCUGCUGCGGUGCCACGACGAACCCGAGUGCGAUCUCGCGUACGGCCAGUACCUCGCGGCUUGUGAGGGGAACAUCAGGGGGACGAGGAGACAGUGUCCCAGCCACUGCAUCAACGCGCUGAUCAGACUCAAUCACACCCGCAGCGGGCCGGACCUGGAGACCUGCGACUGCGCGCGGGACCUGGAGUGUCUGAGCGCCAAGCGAACCAUAGAGCCGUGCUUGCCCCGCAGGUACCCGAGCGACGCCGGCGGGAUCGGGUGCAUGGAGGCCCGGCAGCGCUGCGAGGAGGACAGCAACUGCCACACCUCCCUCACGGCCUACUUGUCAUACUGCGGCCAGCUGUUCAACGGCAGGAAGUGCUCCUCCAAGUGUAAAGCCACCAUUCAGCAGAUGCUUUUCAUCCCAAAUGGCAUGCUGCUCAACCGCUGUGUUUGCGAUGGGGUCGAGCGGCCUUUCUGUGAAGUGGUCAAGGAGAACAUGAGCAAACUGUGCUCCAUAGGAGACCACAAUGUUAUUUCAGACCAGCCUGAUGUGGAUGACAUGUACGAGGAUGAGGACUAUGACCCUAAAGGUGACAGAGAGGAGGUGUAUACUGACCACUCCUCUGCCCAGAGGUUAUCCAGCUGCAUGGGGCUCCUGUUCCUUCCUCUAGCACGGAUUAUUUACUGAGAUGAUGGGCACUCCAAACACUUGUUGGGUUUAUAAAUGACUGUUCUAAAACAUUCAUUGUGUGGCCAACACAGAACCUGCACCUGGGUCUGCUGGAUGAGGAGCUCCGCCCGCAGCAGGACUCCCUGACACCCCAGUUUAGUUGCAUGGAGGCAGAGAGCACAGUAGUGAUUUGUGUAGGCCUUCCACAACGGUACAAUUCACACAGAAAUUCUCCUUGAUGCACAUCUCCCUCAGGAAUACUGCUCUUUUGAUUUGUGAUUCUCAUGUUGCCACAGGUGGCCUUGUAGUUCUCAGAGUUAACUGCUCAUUAGUAGAAGAGCGACUGCCGUCAGAAACGACACACAUACAUCCAGGUGAUAAUGAGAGGAAAUGAACCAAAACCACACUUGUUUUUUUUCCGGGGCCAUUGCUCUUUUGUAUGUCUUUAAAAGAAGCUCCUGUUUGUUUGGUCUGGUUUCAGUGCCACUUGGAGUGUGUGGCUUUAUUAAGACCUUGGGCAAACAUUGGACUCUUACAGUCUGUUUGCUCUGCUCUCCAUUUCAGGGGCCACAUGCAUUGUUGCAGCAAAGGCACACUUCAGAUAUUUGUGGGGAAUGGUCUGAGGACAGGCAAGGGUGUGGGAUCAAGUUCUUAAAUUAACUGAAGCGCCUCUGUAGCACUCUGUCUGGGUCCCCUCCCCUGUUUGAGAUUGUUUUAUUGAACUUUUCCUGAGACCCCCCCCUCUCUGCUGCCUGCCCCCUCUCACGCCUUUAAAAGACCCCUGUCUUUAUUACUGUUCUCACACUGAAGCUAUAGGGAAACCUGUCGGCUGCUGGUGUGAACGUGUGAACGCGUGAACACAUCACGCCUGAAGUUUGUUCACUCUGCUCAUGACAGGACGUCUGUUAUGUUGAUAUUCGUGUGUGAAUGCAGCUCUAAACGAAUGUGUUUCCAGUGUUUCAGUGAGUUUUCAUAAACUCACUGAACAAAGAGAAGUCAUUUUAUACAUUUAUACAUUAAAGAUGAAGGUCAUGAUGGAAUCUCCCGCAGGAAUAACAACAAUCAGGGAAUGUAGCAGGACGGUCACUAAGUGCUUAAUAAAUAACUUGCACAAAUACAAAUGAAGGUCAGAAGAAUUGAAAUGUGAUUUAGUAGGGUUUCAAAAUUCCUUUAAAAAACCAAGAAGGCUUUUAUUUUGAAUUUUUACUGUUGCAGACAUUUACAUGUGGAUAUGCUCUGUGUGUCAAACAGGCUAAUGUUACCUGGUCCACAACUUAAGUGCAGGGAUUCAAACCAGCAGCCUUUCCGUCUCGCUGUUUAGCAAAAAAGGGAAAGUAAACAGUGUUUUUUCAUUAGUAUUCAUCACUUCUGUAACAAAGCUGCCCUGCUGUGUCUCUGCCAACGGAACCAGUGUCAAAACUAAUCUUUUUCUGUUUUUGGUUUUAAGUCUUGAACAUUGAUACAUGUUAAAUUAUGAAGCUAGAAUAUGAAGAAUGUGUAUAUACUUCACAAUUAUAUGCAGUUAAAUGAAGCCAGUGCAUGGCCACUGUUACAGCAAAAUGCAUUUAAUACACAACAUACACACAAAUGUAAUGUAGCUCAGAUUUUGUCCACAACGCCUGACAUGAUACAGAUUUUCCAAUUUUUCAUCUCAUCUUGUGGAAACAUAGCAGUAACCAUCUCAGAGCAGUGUCUCUCAUGUGGGAGGGUGAGUUUUAUAAUAAAAUGUUUAUCAGCUAAAGUUGUGUGAUGGUGUGAUUUGAGCUCAGAGAAUGAAAUGAAAGGAAGAAAUGUGAACAA